Messenger RNA from Columba livia (rock pigeon), 4439 nucleotides. It is a transcript of the gene TRMT61B, whose product is annotated as tRNA methyltransferase 61B. The record is from RefSeq and is a predicted model, not a curated record. The transcript has 7 exons. The coding region runs from base 59 to 1246 and encodes 395 amino acids. NCBI's taxonomy places the organism in Eukaryota, Metazoa, Chordata, Aves, Columbiformes, Columbidae. Gene Ontology annotation, cellular component: tRNA (m1A) methyltransferase complex; mitochondrion. Gene Ontology annotation, biological process: mitochondrial tRNA methylation. Gene Ontology annotation, molecular function: tRNA (adenine(58)-N1)-methyltransferase activity.
GCGCGCGGCGCAGGCGCGCGGGGCGACCGGUAGACGUCCCUUCCCGCCUCGCUUUCCCAUGAGGGUCUGGCGGGGGUUGCGGCGGCUCGCCUCCUUCUCCUCUAGCGAUGGGAGGCCGCGGAGGAGGGCGUGGGAGACGUCGCUGUCGCCGCUGGAGCGGGUGAGGCGGCUGCUGCCGCCUGAGGAAGCGGACGCGGUGGCGCAGUGCGUGGCCGCCCCUCAGGCUGCUGCCCCUCAGGAGGAGGGAGCGCGUCCCGGCCCUUUCCGCGCUGGGGAGCUGGCGCUGGCGGAGAUGCGGAGGAAGCACAACGCGACGGUGAAGAUGAUGUGUCGGCUGGCGGAGGAUUCGGUGUUGGCCAGCUCCGGCGGCGUCCUGCCCCACCGCGACAUCAUCGGGCAGCUGCCCGGGCAGAUGAUGCGCACCUCGGCCGGGGCGCGGUUGCUGCUGAGGCGGCCCUCGCUGGAGGAGUACGUGCUGCUGAUGCCGCGGGGACCCACCAUCGCGUACCCCAAGGAUAUAAGUGCUAUGUUAAUGAUGAUAGAUAUCCACCCGGGAGACACUGUUUUGGAAACUGGCAGCGGGUCUGGUGCUAUGAGCUUGUUUUUGUCAAGAGCAGUUGGGCCCAAAGGACAUGUUGUAAGUUACGAAAUCAGAGAAGAUCAUCAUAAUUUAGCUAAGAAGAAUUAUAGGCACUGGCGUGCUGCCUGGGAAAUAGGACAUAGGGAAGAGUGGCCAGACAACGUGGAUUUCAUUCUGAAAGACAUUUCAACAGCUGCUGCAGAUAUGAAAUCUAAAACAUUUGACGCAAUAGUUCUGGAUAUGCUUAACCCUCAGUUGGCUCUGCCUGUUGUACACUCAAGUCUAAAACAAGGUGGUGUGUGUGCUGUGUAUUUAGCAAACAUUACACAGGUUAUUGACCUUUUAAACAAAAUACGGACCUACAAGCUCCCUUUUGUAUGUGAAAAUAUCAUUGAGGUAACUCAUAGAAAUUGGAUGGUACUCCCUGCUAAAAUCAAGAAUUUCAAAUCAAGCCACAUGGUGGAAACUAAAGAAAAUAUUGAAGAACCAUCUCAAAAGGAAUAUGAAGAAGCCCCCAUUCAGGAUCAAGUAGUUCUUAAAGAAAGUGAAUACAAUGAAUCACUUUCUGAUGAUGCUGAAACAUACUGCUCAGUGCCUUACAUUGCUAAACCAUCUUAUUGGCAGGAUGCUCAUUCAGGUGCUACCUUGUCUCCUUUUGCUGGAUAAGUUCUGACAGUCUACCAGAAAUAAGGAGAAAAAAAAAUAUUAAGAAGCAGCUUCUGACUUCACUGGCUAACAACUGGUGGUUAUCACUUUCUUUAAGAACAAAGCACAACUGAAGAAACUGAAAUUCACUGAAUUUCUCUUGAUAAAGCUGUGCUUAUUUCAAGAAAAAGACCAGUUGUUUACAUAUAUAGCUUUGGUUCACUUCCAGCACCUAUGCAGAAAGUUGUCUGCUUAUUUGUGAACUUUACUUAAAUGGUCAAAAUAAACACAAUUUUUCUGACCUUUGUCAGAUAUGAAAAGCAAGGUCUUCCAAGUAAAAAGAGACUUGAAAUUACAUCUUUUAGGGUCUCACGUAAGUCUUCCCAUAAGCAUGUAGUGGUGUUUAACACAUUAAAUUUAUUAAAUUAUAUGUAACCCAGUAUUAAAUAAGUAUACUAAGAACUCUGCAGUGGUUAAGCAUGUGGAAGUAUCUUUGCAGAACUGAGGCCUUCUGCAGCUCCUCCAGGAAGUUUGUAUCUCAGCUCUGUUCCAGUCUUAAUAAAUUAAGCAAUGAGCUUUUGCCCCAUAACUGCUGUAUAUAAUGGAGGCUUCCCAAACAAAGGAUCGGGAUGCUAUUUUGAGUAGGUUAAUGUGCAAAGAUUCAAUGACAUAAAACAGUUUUUAUAAGAAACUCUUGUAUUGAUUUCUACUUGUACCCCAGUCUCAAAAGGGAAUCCUGCAUGAACUCUGUCAACAGUUGAGAUACACUUAAAGGAAAAUAUGAAUUGUGAUUUAAUGUAUGUCCAAACUGAUGACAGCAACUGACCGGCCUGCCUUUUCUAAAAACAGGGCUCUCAACAAGAGCACUGUAACUCAUGUAACACACACUCUUCUAAUUCGCGUGACACAUACCAGUAUUUUUACUGUUUCUUCUCGUCAAUACUAAGUGUUUAAAGUAGAAUUCUCAUUUUAGUUUAUAAUGCAAGAAUAGUAAUAAAUGCCUAAAUAGACUGGAAUGCAACCCAAAAUCUACUGUAGCAGAUUAAGGUAAUUUGAAGAGACACAGAAUACAAAACACUUGGUACUUCCAGGAGGUCAAGAUGUAAAAAUCAAACUGGCAGUAAAAGCACAGUUCUACCAAGGUAACUGCAUUUGUAAUAGGGAUGUCUGCUAACACACAGAUGUCACAUCUUGUACCAAGAACACAGAAGUCCCUACAGUAGUAGGGCAAAUAUGGCCUCAAUUCCAUAAAGUAAUUGAAAAUUAUUUGCAGUAUUAAACCAUACCUUGGGCAUAAUGAGGAGAGUCAAUGAGCAUUUUUUCACUUGAAAAGGUGUUCUUUGAAUUCUGGGUAGAAUGGAAUUCCAUCAUCUCCAAAGUGCCAGCAGAUGAGGAGGAAGAUGAUGAUAAUCCCAGUCGUACAAAUCUUCCUUUCUUACCACAAAGCAAGCAGUCUGUAGGAGUAGCACUAGGUCCUCGGGGCCGCUGUGCUUCUUCAUCUUUGUAGCUUCUGACAGCUCCGCUGUGGCGCACAGAACGUUCUCGCUGCCAUAUGUAAUGUGUUGGAGCAAUAGCCAUCACCUGACAGAACAGCCAUAACAAUAAUGGGAAAACAUAACAGUUGAAAACAUGGUAUCCAAUUCAUAAGUGGCAGAGAAUUAAUACCAUGUAGCUGAAAUGGAUAUGAUCUUUAUCUGCUGCUGUCUCACUAGAAAGUUUGCUAUCUUGGGCAUGAGCAAGUGAGCCAGUUACAUAUCAAACAUGGAAACACAACAAUUUACAGCCUCAUAUGUUCAUGUGAAUCAUCACAAAUACCAGCUUACAUUUUGGAUGUUGGGGUGAAGAUGGUGUCUUUGACUAACUACUAAAUAUCAACUAGAUGGAUGUUUUGGUUCACAAGGUCACUGACUAUUGACUGUUGGAAGCUGGGAAAAGCAUUCCCAAUCCCAUCCCCAGAGAUGGGAUUCUUGAGUAAGUGAGAUUUUCUUUUCAACCAGCUGUAGUGAACAUUGUUCCUGGAACAUGGCAAGCCUUUUCCAGACAGAUACAUUCCACCUGAAAAGUGAGGAAUGUCUUUAUUCCCUCCUACUAUGUUUGAAAAGCAUAGGUUGUAAACCUGAAUGAAUAUUAGAGAAUGUUAAAAGUGUGUUCUCAGUUUUGUUUAAAUGAAGUGAAAAACCCUUGACUUGAAAAGUCAAUUGAAGUUAUAUUAUUAAUUUUGAAGGGAUUAACAUUUUACAUGAGGUGCUGGGUUUUUUAUUUGAAGGUCUUACUUGUGUACAAACUUAAAAUUUGUAAAGCAAACAUACACAUGCAAAAUUAUUUCUGAAGUGAAGGAAGUGAAACAACCAAUGGUAAAAAUUAAAUAUAAAUCCUUAUGCAAAGCAGAAAGACCCUAGUCAAUAACCAUCACUUUUAACAGUAGUGCAAUGUAAAAUAUUCUAGUUUACUUUAAAAGCACAGUUUCAAAUAAUAUAUUUUAAAUGCAGAAGAAAAAAAAAUCAUGGAGUAUAAGCGGAUUGUUACAUUUUAGCCACAUCUUUUCUUUUCCAUGGCUUGUCUACACACUUUAGGGAAUACAUUACUUGUAUAGAGCUAGAGUGUUAGGUGAUAUUAAUUAUUGUUGUUUCAGCAUCCACAAUACUAAAACCCUCCCUACCUCUUCACAGCAGCGUCUGCUUACAAUAGCCCUGUAGUCAAUUCUACUCCAUAGUUGAUCUCGUAACCUUAAGAAAUCGGGAAAGAGCUUUCUCCAGGCUUUUCCCAAAGCCCAUGGGAAAAUGUCAUACUUGGAUUCUUCAUCAUCUUCUUCAACUGUGUUUGCCAGAUACCUUCAAACAUAUAUAUGUUUGUGUUUUUAGAAGUUAUUCAAUCUUAAAUCACUGUAUUAGCAUGAUUUCUAACAUUAAAAGAUGUGAUAUUGAAAUAGUUAUUUUUCCUAGUAUUAUGGGAAAAACUAGCAAAAUGCAGUCUUCUCUCAUGAGUAGAGUAUUUUCUGAAACAGAAAGUUUCAUAUGUAUCCUUUGGGUAAAUAAAACCGUAACUUAAGCUACUAUAAAAACUGCUUUACCCUAGAGUCUCCUAAAUUACUAGAUGCAAGAACUAACAUAGCCUGACAGCCUUCUCCAAACUGGUAAGAUAUCCUUGUACUAAAGUGAACAGUUUCUGACUAUUUAUCUAAAUAAAGCUUAAACCUACCUUGUGAAAUCUUAAA